AUGGAUAAGUCGUGGAUUACUAAGCCACAAUCUUCAAUUGCGUAUCAGCAGGGGAUACAAGAGUUUAUUGAUUUUGCAUUUAAAGGUCUAAAAGAAAACGACGUAGUAAUAUGUCCUUGCAAACGUUGCGGUUUUCGAAAAUCAAAGAGUAGGAAUGACAUGUUCGACCACUUAAUGUGGUCACCAUUUCCGCAAGGAUACACCAUGUGGAUUCAUCAUGGAGAGUCCUUUGUACUACCUAGUACUAUCUCCCCCAGUAUUACUCCAAAUAUGGUUGACGAUACUGUCACUGUCGAAGAUUCUGUCACUGUCGAAGAUUCUAUUCAGAACAUGAUUAAUGAUGCAUUUGGAGUUGAUAGGAAUCAUGCUAAUGAAAUACCAUCUGCGUCAAAUUUGGAGAUUGACCAAGAAGAUUAUGUGAUGCCAAGUGCAGCUCAAGAAACGAAAGAAUCCAAGGAGUACUAUGAAUUGGCUAGAGAAGGAGAACAACCUUUAUAUGAUGGGUGUAGACGAUACUCAAGACUAUCUUUUUUGGUUAAGUUAUACCAUAUCAAGUGUUUAUGUGGAUUGAGUGAGAAGGCAAUGACAAUGAUUUUAGAGUUAAUAAAAGAUGCAUUUGAAUAUGCAAACAUUCCAAGUUCGUUCUAUGAAGCCAAGAAAUCAAUCACAAAACUUGGUUUGAACUAUGUAAAGAUACCCGCAUGUCCAAACGGUUGUAUGCUUUAUUGGGGAGAAGAUGAAGAGAUGGAGACUUGCAAAAAUUGCAACACUUCAAAAUGGAAAAAAAAUGAAGAGGUCUCUGUUAACAGGAAAAAUAAAAAAAUUCCUGCCAAGGUUCUUCGUUAUUUUCCAUUAAAGCCUCGAUUACAGAGAUUAUUUUUGUCAUCAAAGAUGGCUGAGGAUAUGAGAUGGCAUGCAACAGAUACUAACAAUGAUGGAAUGUUAAGGCAUCCUAGAGAUUCAGAAGCUUGGAAGAAAUUUGACUUGACACAUACUUGGUUUUCAUCAGAUCCACGAAAUGUGCGUCUUGCAUUAGCUAGUGAUGGAUUUAAUCCUUUUGGUGUGAUGAGUACAAACAAUAGCAUUUGGCCAGUUGUUCUUAUUCCAUAUAACACUCCUCCAUGGGUUUGCAUGAAGCAGACAUCAUUUAUAAUGUCAAUGAUAAUUCCCGGCAAAGAAGCACCAGGAAAUAAUAUUGAUGUCUACUUACAACCCUUAGUCAAAGAGCUGAAAGAGUUAUGGACAAAUGGUGUAGAUACAUACGAUUCUUUUAAUAAAGAGAUGUUCAAGUUGCAUGCAAACUUGAUGUGGACAAUUAGUGACUUUCCAGGUUUGGGUUCACUUUCUGGGUGGAACACAUACACGGGACUUGCUUGUCCGUCGUGUAACUUUCAAACUACUCCUCUCCGUCUUAAAGCUAGCCGUAAAUGGUGUUUUAUGGGUCAUCGUCGUUUCCUUGACCGAAGACACAGGUUUAGAUUAAACAGGAUUCGCUUUAAUGGUGAACAAGAAAUGCGGAGUCCACCGAGAAAAUUAUCUGGAUAUGAAAUUUUUGAACAGGUUAAAGAUCUUGAAGUCGUCUUUGGUAAAAAGCCCGUGAAAGAAAAAUCGGUAAAAAGAACACGUGAGGGACAACCUAUAGAAGGUGAUAGUUCACAUUGUAAUCCUACCCAAGGUCAUCCUCAACAAUGGAAAAAGAAAAGCAUAUUUUUUGAGCUUCCGUAUUGGAAGGAUAAUCUUCUGCGCCAUAACCUUGAUCCGAUGCAUAUUGAGAAAAAUGUGUGCGAUAAUGUCCUAUUUACUUUACUAAAUGAUAGACAAAAGAGUAAAGACCAUUAUAAAGCUAGAGAAGACCUUCAAAAUAUGGGCAUAAGACAUGACCUUUGGCCAGAUGAAAAUGGUAGAAUUUCUCCGGCAACCUUUAGUUUAACGGGUAAAGAUAAAAGGAACUUUUUAACAACUUUAAGGAAUAUUAAGGUGAAUGGAAUGAUGAAGAGUCAUGAUUGUCAUAUAUUAAUGGAACAACUUCUACCAUUAGCCAUUCGUACAACAUUACCUUAUGAGAUUUCAGCAGUUUUGAUUGAGUUGUGCUCAUUCUUUAGACAAUUAUGUGCUAAGGUAUUGAGAAUUGAAGACUUGGAAAAAUUGCAAAACCAAAUAGUCCUCACUUUAUGCCACAUGGAAAUGUUAUUUCCUCCCUCGUUCUUCACGGUUAUGGUUCACUUGGUUGUUCACCUUGUUGAAGAAGUUAAACUUGGAGGUCCUGUUCAUUAUCGAUGGAUGCACCCUGUUGAAAGGUACUUGGGAAAACUUAAAUCAUAUGUACGUAAUAAGGCAAAUCCAGAAGGGUCUAUUGCAGAAGGAUACCGUUUUGAAGAGAUUCUCACCUUUUGUUCAAGAUAUCUAGAAAACAUUGAGACUAGAUGGAAUCAACCUGGACGUGUAGAUGAUGACCCUAUUGGUGAUAUCCAAACAGGUUCACGUGUAGCAGAAUUAUUUCCUAGAAUUGGAAAACCUGUGGGCGGAUCUUCAUAUUACACCCUAACACCAAUUGAGAAGUUGCAGGCUCAUAGACACGUUUUAACGAAUUGUCCAAUAGUUGACGACUAUCUAAAGCAGUUUCGAAGUAUUACUCAGAACCAAAUGAGGCGUAGUCAAAGAAGUGCUACUGAGAUAGACAAGAAGGUUCAUAGAGAGUUUGCUCAUUGGUUCCGCAAUCGAAUUUGCAACAAUCUUGACAACAUUGAUGGAGUAAAUAAAGAUGUUCUCAUUAGCCUUGCUUAUGGCCCUUUUGAUAAAGUUAAAAGGUUUACCGCGUUCAAUGUCAAUGGAUUCAAGUUUCGAACGUUGGAACGAGACAAUUCUUUAAAAACUCAAAAUAGUGGAGUUUUUGGCAUGUUUGGGACACGGAGUUAUUCAAGCAAUAGUGAUACCCAAAUGAGAUUUGGAGGGGUCCCUUACUAUGGAAGAUUGAUAGACAUUAUUGUGCUUUCCUACGAUGGCUUCACAGUGCCCAUGUUUAAAUGUGAAUGGGCUAAUACCACAAACCCAAGAGGCAUUAAGAUAGAUAAGUUGGGUUUUACCUCUAUAAACUUUGCAAGACUACUACAUACUGGGGAACAUGAAGAUAAUGAGCCAUACAUUCAAGCGUCAGAAGCUCAGAUGGUUUUUUAUGUGGAUGAUGAGAGUGAGCAAGGAUGGAGCAUACCUGUUCAUUUGAAGCCAAGAGACUUGUAUGACAUGGGUGGAAAUGAUGAAAUCAUGACACCCAUUGAGCCAUAUCCAUCACAAGAUUUGGAACAAAUUUUUUCUACUGAUGAUCUUGGAACUUCAGCGGAAAAUGAUGACAAUAAUUAA
Vicia villosa (hairy vetch) is the source of this 3357-nucleotide messenger RNA. RefSeq lists its product as uncharacterized. The transcript is spliced from 5 exons. Bases 1 to 3357 code for a protein of 1118 amino acids. Lineage: Eukaryota; Viridiplantae; Streptophyta; Magnoliopsida; Fabales; Fabaceae. The record is from RefSeq and is a predicted model, not a curated record.